UUCUUGAUUCUGAAUAUGGAUAAAACUUUAGGUGAUUGCCAGCCGGUUGGACUUAUUGACGUUACUGACUGCUACUAUGGAUUCCCAAUCUCCUUGAGUUUCCCACACUUCAUGAACGGUGAUUUGGGGCUCCAAAAAAACAUCACCGGCAUAAGUCCAGAUCCGCAAAAACACUCUUCAACUUUUGUUAUUCAACCAGUCAUCUACCACCAGAUUCCACUGGAGCGGCGACAGGCGGUGCCCCAAUCGAUUGUACCAGUCUACAGCUUAGAAGAUUUCUUAUCCACAAACUGA
Drosophila santomea is the source of this 294-nucleotide messenger RNA. RefSeq names its product scavenger receptor class B member 1-like. The transcript has 3 exons. Lineage: Eukaryota; Metazoa; Arthropoda; Insecta; Diptera; Drosophilidae. Gene Ontology annotation, molecular function: scavenger receptor activity. The record is from RefSeq and is a predicted model, not a curated record. The coding region runs from base 16 to 294 and encodes 92 amino acids. Gene Ontology annotation, cellular component: membrane; cytoplasm.